UGGCUGGGUUUUAUAAUCCGCAGGGCGGUCGCGACGCGGGAGAAGGGGCAGCGCCGCUCCGCGCAUCGCGCCAUGCGUGCCGCCUCGGGCCAAGUCUGGCCGCGGCCGCAGCAGUUGCCGUCACUGCUGUCGCUGCUGUUGCUGCUGCUGCGGCCGCCGCCGCCCACCCUGGCGCUGGACCCCGAGCUGCAGCCCGGCAACUUUUCCGCCGACGAGGCCGGUGCGCAGCUCUUUGCGAAGAGCUACAACUCGAGCGCCGAGCAGGUGCAGUUCCAGUGGAUCGCGGCCAGCUGGGCGCACAACACCAACAUCACCGAGGAGAAUGCGCGGCGCCAGGAAGAAGCAACCCUGCUCAGCCAGGAGUUCGCAGAGGCCUGGGGCCGGAAGGCCAAGGAGCUGUAUGCGCCCAUCUGGAAGAACUUCAGUGACCCAGUGCUGCGCAGGAUCAUCAGAGCUGUGCUCACCCUGGGCCCUGCCCACCUGCCACGGACCAAGAGGCAGCAGUACAACUCUCUGCUCAGCCACAUGAGCAGGAUCUACACCACGGGCAAGGUCUGCUUCCCCAACAAGACUGCCACCUGCUGGUCCCUACAACCAGAGAUCAUCGACAUCCUGGGUUCCUCACGAAACUAUGCCAUGCUGCUGUUUGCCUGGGAGGGCUGGCAUGACGCCGUGGGCAUCCCGCUGAAACCCCUGUACCAGGAAUUCACUGCCCUCAGCAACGAGGCCUACAGGCAGGAUGACUUCUCAGACACAGGGGCCUACUGGCGCUCCGCAUACGACUCUCCUGCCUUUGAGCAGAACCUGGAGCACCUCUACCACCGAUUAGAGCCCCUCUACCUGAACCUCCAUGCCUACGUCCGCCGUGCACUGCACCGCCGCUAUGGAGACAGAUACAUCAACCUCAGAGGGCCCAUCCCUGCUCAUCUGCUGGGAAACAUGUGGGCCCAGAACUGGGAGAACAUCUACGACAUGGUGGUACCUUUUCCAGACAAGCCCAACCUUGAUGUCACCAGUACUAUGGUGCAAAAGGGCUGGAAUGCGACGCACAUGUUCCGGGUGGCGGAGGAGUUCUUCACCUCCCUGGGGCUCUCGCCCAUGCCUCCUGAGUUCUGGGCAGAGUCGAUGCUAGAGAAGCCCUCCGACGGGCGCCAGGUGGUAUGCCACGCCUCAGCCUGGGACUUCUACAACCGGAAGGACUUCAGGAUCAAGCAGUGCACACAGGUCACGAUGGACCACCUAUUCACAGUGCACCAUGAGAUGGGCCACGUGCAGUAUUACCUGCAGUACAAGGACCUGCCCAUCGCCCUGCGCACAGGUGCCAACCCUGGCUUCCACGAGGCCAUUGGGGAUGUGCUGGCGCUCUCCGUCUCUACUCCUGCCCAUCUGUACAAAAUUGGCCUCCUGGACCAUGCCACCAAUGACACAGAAAUGACCAUCAAUUACUUGCUAAAGAUGGCACUGGAAAAAAUUGCCUUCCUGCCCUUUGGCUACUUGGUGGACCAAUGGCGCUGGGGGGUCUUCAGUGGGCAUACCCCCCCUUCUCGCUACAACUUUGACUGGUGGUACCUUCGAACCAGGUAUCAGGGGAUCUGUCCUCCAGUUGUUCGAAAUGAAACCCACUUUGAUGCUGGAGCUAAGUUUCAUAUUCCAAAUGCGAUACCAUACAUCAGGUACUUUGUGAGCUAUAUCCUGCAGUUCCAGUUCCAUCAAGCCCUGUGCAAGGAGGCAGGCCACCAGGGCCCGCUGCACCAAUGUGACAUCUACCAGUCCACCCAGGCGGGGGCCAAGCUCCGGGAGGUGCUGCAGGCAGGCUCCUCCAGGCCUUGGCAGGACGUGCUGAAGGACCUGGUGGGCUCAGAUGCCCUGGAUGCCCAACCGCUGCUCGACUACUUCCAGCCAGUCUUCCAGUGGCUGCAGGAGCAGAACCAGAGGAAUGGCGAGGUCCUGGGCUGGCCAGAAUAUCAGUGGCGCCCACCACUGCCCGACAACUACCCAGAGGGCAUCGACCUGGUGUCAGAUGAGGCCGAGGCUAACAAGUUCGUGGAGGAGUAUGACCAGACCUUCCAGGUGGUGUGGAACGAAUAUGCCCAAGCCAAUUGGAACUACAACACCAACAUCACCACAGAGAACAGCAAAGUGUUGAUGGAGAAGAACCUGCAGAUAGCCAACCACACUCUGAAGUAUGGCAACUGGGCCAAGAAGUUUGAUGUGAACAACUUCCAGAAUGCCAGCACCAAGCGGAUCAUAAAGAAGGUUCAGAACCUGGACCAGGCAGCACUGUCCAGCAAGGAACUGGAGGAGUACAACAAGAUCCUGCUGGACAUGGAAACCAUUUACAGUGUGGCCACUGUGUGCCACACCAAUGGCACUUGCCUGCAGCUGGAGCCUGAACUGACAAACUUGAUGGCCACAUCCCGGAAUUAUGAAGAACUGCUGUGGGCCUGGAAGAGCUGGCGGGACAAGGUGGGGAGAACCAUCCUCCCUCUCUUCCCGAAGUAUGUGCAACUCACCAACAAGGCUGCGGAGCUCAACGGCUACCUGGAUGCAGGGGACUCGUGGAGAGCUACGUAUGAGACGCCAUCACUGGAGCAAGACCUGGAGCGACUCUACCAGGAGCUGCAGCCGCUCUACCUGAACCUGCACGCCUACGUGCGCCGCGCCCUGCACCGCCACUACGGGUCCGAGCACAUCAACCUGGAGGGCCCCAUUCCUGCCCACCUGCUGGGGAACAUGUGGGCUCAGACCUGGUCCAACAUCUACGACUUGGUGGUUCCCUUCCCAUCAGCCCCUAAGAUGGAUGCCACAGAGGCCAUGGUAGAGCAGGGCUGGACACCUAAAAGGAUGUUUAAGGAGGCUGACAAUUUCUUCACCUCCCUGGGGCUGCUGCCUGUGCCCCCCGAGUUCUGGAACAAGUCAAUGCUGGAGAAACCAACAGACGGGCGGGAGGUAGUGUGCCAUGCCUCGGCCUGGGACUUCUACGAUGGCAAGGACUUCAGGAUCAAACAGUGUACCACUGUGAACAUGGAGGAGCUGGUAGUGGCCCACCACGAAAUGGGCCACAUCCAAUAUUUCAUGCAGUACAAGGACUUGCCUGUGGCCUUUCGGGAGGGUGCCAACCCCGGCUUUCAUGAGGCCAUUGGGGACGUGCUGGCCCUCUCAGUGUCUACCCCCAGGCACCUACACACCAUCAACCUGCUGAGUAGCGAGGGCGGCAGUUACGAGCAUGACAUCAACUUUCUGAUGAAGAUGGCCCUGGACAAGAUUGCUUUUAUCCCCUUCAGCUACCUCAUCGACCAGUGGCGCUGGAGGGUAUUUGAUGGAAGCAUCACCAAGGAAAACUACAACCAGGAGUGGUGGAGCCUCAGGCUGAAGUACCAGGGGCUCUGCCCCCCAGUGCCCAGGUCCCAAGGUGACUUCGACCCAGGGGCCAAGUUCCACGUUCCUUCCAGUGUGCCUUAUAUCAGGUACUUCGUCAGCUUCAUCAUCCAGUUCCAGUUCCACGAGGCACUGUGUCAGGCGGCUGGCCACCAGGGCCCCCUGCACAAGUGUGACAUCUACAAGUCCAAGGAGGCAGGGAAGCAACUGGCGGACACCAUGAAGCUGGGUUUCAGUAAGCCAUGGCCAGAAGCCAUGAAGCUGAUCACAGGCCAGCCCAAUAUGUCGGCCUCAGCCAUGAUGAGCUACUUCAAGCCACUGAUGGACUGGCUCCUCACGGAGAACGGGCGGCAUGGGGAGAAGCUGGGCUGGCCGCAGUACAACUGGACACCAAACUCCGCUCGCUCAGAAGGCUUCCUCUCAGACACCGGCCACGUCAACUUCCUGGGCAUGAACCUGGAGCCACAGCAGGCUCGUGUGGGCCAGUGGGUGCUGCUCUUCUUGGGUGUCGCCCUGCUGGUGGCCACCGUGGGUCUCACCCAGCGGCUCUUCAGCAUCCGCCACCACAGUCUCCACCGGCCCCACCGCGGGCCCCAGUUUGGCUCUGAGGUGGAGCUCAGGCACUCCUGAGAUGACCAGGCAGGGCUGAGCCAGCGGGAAGUGUCUCAGGAGAGACUGGGACAGGGACAUGGCGGGUGGGUUGAGGACACACCCCAGCCUGCCUUCUCCCCGCACCCCGUCUGCCUCCUCUCUGUCCUCCAGACCACCAGCCACCCUAGCACGGCCCCCGUUCUCCAGGCAUCCAGCCAUCUAACGUGGACCUGCUCCCCAGUCUUUCUGUGAAUUCAAUUAAAGGUCCUGCCCUCCC
Messenger RNA from Sciurus carolinensis (gray squirrel), 4246 nucleotides. Its product is annotated as angiotensin-converting enzyme. The record is from RefSeq and is a predicted model, not a curated record. Gene Ontology annotation, cellular component: plasma membrane. Lineage: Eukaryota; Metazoa; Chordata; Mammalia; Rodentia; Sciuridae. Gene Ontology annotation, molecular function: peptidyl-dipeptidase activity; metallopeptidase activity. Gene Ontology annotation, biological process: proteolysis. The transcript is spliced from 25 exons. The coding region runs from base 73 to 4008 and encodes 1311 amino acids.